UUUCCCUCUCACUUUUUCUGGUUUCUUUUUAUUCAACAAGUCCGUAUCCAAUUCGACGCCUGAGGGGACCCCCUUCAAGAUCUUUAAGGAGGAGAAUGAGUAAGAGGGCAAAAGCUGCCGCAAAACCUGUUCUAGAUGAAGCCCAAUUUGAGAGGGCUAUUUCUGGGCUCCCACCUAGGUUCACUCCCGAGGAACUUUGCAAUGUCAUAGUUUUAGAGAAGGACCCUUUAGUUUGUUUGGAGUUGUUUAAUUGGGCUUCAAAACAGCAUAGGUUUAGGCACAAUGUUUCAAGUUUCCACAUUACAAUAAAGAAACUUGGUGCUGCGAAAAUGUACCAAGAGAUGGAUGAUGUUGUUAAUCAAGUGCUUGCUAUUCGUUCUAUGGGUACGGAAGCUCUUUACAAUACAAUGAUCUAUUAUUUUACAGAAGCUCGAAAAUUGACUAGAGCAGUGAACAUAUAUAAUCACAUGAGGGAUAUCGGAAAAUUGGACUGCAGGCCUUCAAUUACCACAUUUAAUAUCCUUUUUGCAGCUUUAUUGAGUAGGGGAAAGAACUCAUACAUAAAUCACAUGUAUAUGGAGACAACUAGAUGCCUUUUCAGACAAAUGAUUGACGAUGGGAUUGAACCUGAUAUUUUCUCCUUGAAUUCUAUGAUAAAGGGAUAUGUGCUUUCACUUCAUGUUAAUGAUGCCCUCAGAGUAUUUCAUCAGAUGGGAGUGGUCUAUAAGUGCUUGCCUAAUUCCUUUUCAUAUGAUUACUUGAUCCAUGGGUUGUGUGCACAAGGAAGAACGAAUAACGCCAGGGAGUUGUGUAUGGAAAUGAAGGAGAAAGGAUUUGUCCCUAGUAGUAAAUCAUACAAAUCAAUUGUGAACUCCUUGGCUCUGAGUGGAGAAGUUGAUGAAGCGGUGAAGUACUUGUGGGAGAUGACUGAAAACCAAAGAUCAGCUGAUUUUAUCACCUAUAGGACCAUACUUGAUGAAACUUGUCGCCAAAGAGGGGCCGAAGAUGCCAAGCAUUUAUUGCGAGAGUUACAAGAGAAGGGCCUGCUAGACGGGCAUACUUGCAGGCAGCUUCUACAUGAGGUUGAAGGAAAUAUCGGAAACUCACAUUUCAGAACUCAAUUCAGCUAAGAGCGAGCGGUGGAAUUUGUCUACUUCAUAUCCAUGCUAAGCCACCAAAAAUAUGUGAGAUCUAUGGAAAAGGCUUUGCAAUGGUCUUGUUAGCUUGCAAAAGAACCAAUGUUCUUCAGAUAAGUCCAUGAUGUUGUGAGAAGAUCAGUUGCUUGUCUGCGACAAUUGAGAUGCAUAUACUACUGAUUGGGCCGGGAAAAGAAAAACAUCAGUCUGCAUUGCUGGAAAAGAUUUUCUUUUUCUUUUAGGGAAGUGCCCAAUUAAGUUUAUAAAUGUGUGGUGGCUUGGAGGUGACCAGAUAACUACGCUGUAAAUAAAGGGUUGUCUACUGCCAAUGAGCACUGUUACUCAUGAUUAAACGAGCUGGCAAAAUCUGAAAUCUCUUGUAGAAAAAAUAAAUGGUAAAAAAGAGCACUUAUGUUUCUAGUGUGAGGAGAUGGCUUAGGUCUAUGCCCAGCUUGCCACCUUAAUAUGAUUUUCGGUGCGUUUGUUAAGCCUGGCUUGCUUUUCAUUCUAUAUUAUGGUAUCAUUUUCGUGAACCUGCUUUGUGAGUUGAGAUGUAUUACUUAAUUACCAUACUUAAGUUAGUAGACCUCAUUUGGCAUUGCUCCUCCUGUUUUGUUAUGAGGGAGAAUGAUGACAUUAGUCAUAAUUGCUUGGCAAAAUGUGCCAUUAAACUAGUUUAGGAAGUUAAAUCAGAAACAAGUUUUCCAAUGUGACUAAAAAGCAAGUCACAGUCUGUUGA
This is a messenger RNA of Coffea eugenioides, 1875 nucleotides long. Its product is annotated as pentatricopeptide repeat-containing protein At2g27800, mitochondrial. The record is from RefSeq and is a predicted model, not a curated record. NCBI's taxonomy places the organism in Eukaryota, Viridiplantae, Streptophyta, Magnoliopsida, Gentianales, Rubiaceae. Bases 96 to 1130 code for a protein of 344 amino acids. The transcript is spliced from 3 exons. Gene Ontology annotation, molecular function: protein binding.